GGCAGCUAAUUUUUGCAACAAAAUUAUAUGUCACGCAAUCGUACUAAUUGGAAACAAGAUCGAUGUGGAAGCACGUAAACCAAUCCACCACGUAACCCAAUCAAGGUAUGGUGUAUCCUCUACCCGGAUAUAUAUGAAGCAAGAGUGGCAGGAGUAUCGUUCAAGCUUCGCUCCCUGCGGUCAUUCCGCCGUUGCCAUACAUAAGCAGAGGAACAGCUGCCGCUACCUUCUAUCAACCUCCAGUGGGCUUUCUCCGCAGUCAUAGGCGGCAGCUUGGUCAUGGCCGCCGAGGCCGUUUUGCUAUCUCGCUCUGACUUCCUCCUCUCCUUCGUCUGCUUCGUCUUCUGCUACUACUUCUGCCAGAUAUUCCGGCGGUCGAACGUCCCGGUGAAUUGGCCCGUAGCAGGAAUGUUGCCGGGGCUUCUGCUCCGCUGUCGCCGCAUCUACGACUGGGGCACCUGCUUGGUUCGGGAGGUCGGGUGCACCUUCGUCUUCCGCGGCCCGUGGUUGUUGGGCAUGAACUAUGUGUUGACGUGCGACCCCGCCAACCUGCAGCAUAUCUUCAGCGCCGGCUUCUCGAAUUACCCCAAGGGCGAGGAGUUCUCGGAGAUCUUCGACGUCCUAGGUGAUGGCAUCUUCAACUCCGACGGCGAGUUGUGGAAGAAGCAGAGGAUGAGGGCCCAUGGCCUCAUCAGCAGCCGGAGCUUCCGGUCCUUCGUCGCCGGCUCCAGUCGACGCAAGGUGGAGCAGGGGUUGAUUCCGCUGCUCGACGGAAUCGCGCGGCAAGGGACGGUGGUCGACUUGCAGGAUGUGUUCCUGAGGCUGACCUUCGACAACACUUGCCACCUGGUGUUUGGCGUCGAUCCGUGUUGCCUCUCGAUCGAGUUCCCGACCAUCCCGUUUGCGAGGGCGUUGGACGAUGCGAUGGGGGCUCUGUUUCUCCGGCACAUCGUGCCGCCGGCCUGGUGGAAGCUGAUGAGAUGGCUGGGAAUCGGGGAGGAGAAGAAACUGGCAAUGGCAUGGAAAGAAAUGGACCGUUUCAUAGCGGAAAGAACAGCAGAGAAGAAGAAACAGAGAAGCCUCGACAAGAAUCGCAUACAUGAAGGCGAAGAAAAAGUCGAUCUGCUGUCGUCUUACAUCGAUGACCACGACGACGAAGAACAACACAUGAGUCAACAAGAAUCGAGCAAGUUCGACAAGUUCCUGAGGGACACAACCAUGAACUUCAUGCUUGCCGGAAGGGACACGACUGGUGCAGGGCUCACAUGGUUCUUUUGGCUGCUCUGCAACAACCCCAUGGUGGAGUUCAAGAUCCUCGAGGAGUUGAAGAAGGUAGCAUCUCUACGAAACGAGAGAUCGAGCUCGGAUGAUCUGGUGGUAUUUGACGCAGAGGACCUGGGCAAGUUAGUGUACUUGCAUGCAGCCUUGUGCGAGUCGCUGAGGCUAUUUCCUCCGGUUCCCUUCGAGCUCAAAGCAGCUCUGCGACAUGAAGUCCUCCCAAGCGGCCACGGAGUUGGACCAGGCACAAAGAUCUUGGUUCCACUCCACGCCAUGGCGAGGUUGGAAGGGAUAUGGGGCGAAGACUGCUUGGAGUUCAAGCCGGAGAGGUGGAUCUCGGAGAAGGGGAGGGUGAGGCAUGAGCCAUCUUACAAGUUCCUGUCGUUCAAUUCAGGCCCCAGGACCUGCCUGGGGAAGGAAGUGGCCUUCACCCAGAUGAAGGCAGUGGUGGCCGCCAUGGUCUACAACUUCCACGUUGAGGUGCUCCAAGGUCAUGUGGUCGAGCCAAAGCUUUCCAUCAUCCUCCACAUGAAGAAUGGCCUGAGGGUUAGGAUCAAGAGAAGAUCACAUGAAGGUGUGGUGUGACAGCAAGUGCUUGCAUCUUCGAUUUGAAUAAAUAUUAUGUGUGUAUUCGACUUCAACUGUGUGUUCAUGCAAUGUUAUCUCGAUAGAUCAAGCUAAAUAAGAUGCAACUUGUUCUACUA
Musa acuminata AAA Group (dessert banana) is the source of this 1982-nucleotide messenger RNA. Its product is annotated as noroxomaritidine synthase-like. The transcript has a single exon. NCBI's taxonomy places the organism in Eukaryota, Viridiplantae, Streptophyta, Magnoliopsida, Zingiberales, Musaceae. The record is from RefSeq and is a predicted model, not a curated record. Gene Ontology annotation, molecular function: iron ion binding; monooxygenase activity; heme binding. The coding region runs from base 280 to 1863 and encodes 527 amino acids.